CAACGUGUCACCCAAAGGUCGUCAAGAUAUUCUUACAAACAUUAUCACUGAGGAAUAUCUAGCAGGGGCAUGACAAGUGAAUUCACCGUCUGUCCGACAUGUGGGAAACUCUUUACGAACCCGGUCAUGCUAGACUGUUUCCAUACAUUCUGCUCGACAUGUGUAAUGAAUACUAACGGGAAACACCUUUGCGCUGUUUGCGGGAAAGAACAAAUUCGUACGGGAAAGAACGAGACAGUAAUAGACAAAUUUACGCAAACAUAUUGUGACGUCAUUAGAAUGGAAAGGAAGCUAAGUGACUUCUGCUUUAGCUGCACCGAGGAAAGUACAGUGAAUUAUUGUUUCGACUGUCAGAGCUCUUAUUGCUUGGAUUGCUCUAAACAGCAUCAAUUGAAAUCGAAUAAUGAACACAACAUUUUGCCAUUUAGCUCUGUGCUAGAAUGUGGAUUUGAAAAAAGAAAAUCUCAACCUGAUUCAUGCAAGUUUCAUUAUUUGGAUGUAACCCAGUUCUGCAUGACAUGCAAAAAACUGGUGUGUGGCGACUGUGUUAUUUCAGAGCACAAAGGUCAUUGGUGUCUUCCUACUGAAAAGGCGUUGACGCAGUGUGCCGGCGAAGUCAAGAAAACAGCAAAGGAGCUGAAGACCUUCCACGAAGAGCACCACAAACAAACAAUGCUUGUCCUAGAAUAUUUGGAACUAGAACAAGAACGAAUGCAGAACGAAAUAAAACUCUUGUUUGAAAGUAUUCGAAAAAAUCUGGAAAAGAAAGAAAGCCUAUUAAUUCAGGGCGUCAAAACUGUAUUUGAGAAGGAGAGAAAAAGUUUAAAAGAACAAGAAAAGAUUUCUUCUAAAAUGUGUUCUUCUGCAUCUGCUGCAAGUUCGAAACUGAAGUUUAUUAACAAGUACGGCACAGCUACCGAAUUGCUAUCCUACCAUUCUAAAGUCAAAGAAAGUGAGUUGUCGACUUAUCUCACGUCCCACGUACAACUGCUCCCAAAAGCUUUCUUACAUCAAUCAUCCAUAUUGAUGGCUGAAAUUGACACUCUAGUAGAGAGACUGAACUGUGUCAUUUCUUACCAGAAAGGGGACUAUGUGAGGCGAUUACUAAACAGUUGCAGCCACCGACUUGAGGACACCUGCUCAACCAAAGAUGACAGCUAAUGUUUCUCACGGCAGGAAUCCGUUAGAUUUUCCGUCCACCAUACUGGAUCGUCUACUAGUACUUAUUGGUCGGCGGAUAAAUCCGUUUCUAGAGUGAGUGAUUGAGUCGGUGGAGUCCAUGGAUCCGUUUACAGACGGAGUGCGCAUGGUAUGCGGCCCUCCGUUCAUCGGUUCUACCGUCUUCACUCUGGGAGACACUAUCUUUGGCGAACGACAUUUGGAUUUGAAAAGAGUUACAAUGAACACGAUGAGAAAAGCCCCCGUAGCACCGCAGGCGCACCCAAUCCCGAUCCCGAGCAUCAAACGAUCUGAAAUCAAAGUACAAUAAAAACAUAUUAAUCAUUGUAUUUUCUCUGAAUGUCAGUGCAUUCGAUUUUAUUGAUGGGGCUGGAUGCUCAGUGCAUAAAGAUUUAAGAGAUUGGAAGGAAGAAAGGAUUUCACAAACAAUAACUGUUUAACGCCUACAAUUCCAUUCCGGAUUCAAAACUUUGAUCAUCUUUGUUAAAAAUGCAAAUUCUUAGCUUAAAACAAUUCUUAUUACAUUAUAAUAGGCAUCGUGCAUCAUUUCUCACUUCUCCUUUCUUAAAGCGUAGGUAUUAUUCAACUGAUGAUUUAUCAUAAAUUCGAGGGUUUUGUAUAAUAAGCAUUUUCUGUAAAUAUGAAGGUGAUGUAAAUCAACAAUCAGUUAUACAGAUCGAUUUCAGCUGUCAGUUUCUAUCAUUUGUUCUGUGUUCUAUACUACCUAACAAGGAUCGAAUUGUUAGCUGCUGAUUUCUUAUGCUUUACAGUGAAAGCCUUGCAGGUCCAAACAUUUACACAAAAAAAUCUAUUUAUAUUCAUCAUUUCUUUAAGAUCUAAGACACAUUGGAUAAGAAAUUUAAAACAAAUCAAAUGUGGUACAUCUCUUUACAACGAUCACUUCGAUUUAUUUGUCUUACAAAUACGGUUAGAGUUUAUAUUGCAUGGUAAAAACUGACAUACAGUUGUCUAUCAUCUAACAGAUUUCUAACUUUCUUACUACAGUACUACAUAAUUCAAAAGUGCUUGAAUUGUAUUGCAUUGUAUUGUAUUUGAUAGUCACAGGUCUUUUCUACUUUUCAAUUUCUACCGGUACAUUGCUGUUCAAUAUUAACGUCAUACAUAAUUUCUAUAUAAGUUUAAAGUGCUAAGUGUAAACAAGCAUGCUAUUAGAUUAUAUAUACUAUGAAUUCAUGCCAUUACAUACAGAUCAUGUAAAAAUAAAUCAUGUACAGAAAAAAGAAAGAAAAACAAUGGAAGAACGAAGAAAUAAAAGAGGAAUGAGAAAACUUCAUGAAUAUUCUAAAACAUCGAAUACAUUACUCAAACUCUGGUUACAUUAUUCAUAUUUACAAUGUUUCAACAAAUGAAUUUUGUGUCUUGAAUUCUGCUAGCGAUAAUGACAUGAAAAGCCUGUACAUUAAAGUUUUGAAAAUCAUAUAUUUUGUGCCUACAUUAAAAUCAUUUCUACGUGAUGUGUUAUAUAUUUUUAGAAUUAAAAUUCAGCACAUAAAGAGCCUGUACACAA
Molecule: messenger RNA, 2707 nt
Organism: Ostrea edulis (European flat oyster)
Lineage: Eukaryota; Metazoa; Mollusca; Bivalvia; Ostreida; Ostreidae
Product: RING finger protein 207-like
Exons: 2
Coding region: 70-1161 (363 amino acids)
Molecular function (GO): zinc ion binding
Source: RefSeq, a predicted model, not a curated record